AGAGGAGCUGGUGCACUGUCUGUUACAACUACAACACUGGAACAAAUAGGUAACAACAUUAUACAAAGGUAGAAUUUUUGUGACAUCUCAGACAACAGUCUCUUGGACCUCGGAGACUAUUAAAUGUCGAAAUACAUCGGAGGAAUUAUGAAUCAGUGUUUCGAAAAUACCUCGAAUCCCGUUCCUGCUUUCCUGUUUUUUUGUGUCUAAAAGUGAAUGGUAGUGUCUAGAAAGGGUAUGUCCCUUCAGGAGAGAGGUGCCAAUGUCCAACCGGCCUAAUUCCAAUCCAGGGGGGUCACUGCGCCGUUCACAGAGGAACACUGCUGCGGCCCAGCCACAAGACCAAACUGUCGCGGGAAGGUUGCAGUCAGAGCAGGUAAAACAUAAAGCAAAUUCCCCUCCUGAAAGUAGAAGACCUAAUUCUAAGGCUUCCAAAGCCACUGCCAGCACAGCCACUGGCCAGUCCAGAGGGCACAGCUCAAGAAGAAGCGGCCUCUCUCUAUCUGUGGCUUCAGUUGUGUUACAAGACGAGCCAGAGGCAGCAGGGACAUCCGAACAAGAGCGACCAGGCCAACAGUCAAAGAGUGAAGGCACCCGAGGACUGAAGAGAAGUGAAGCUCCUGACCAAAUUAGUACCUUUAGACCGACGCCUGCCAAGAAGCCCAAAUCGCUCCCACCACCCAGAGACAAUACCUCAGAGACCAAGAAAGGCCCAACCAAGUCUAAGAAGAAAUCAUUUGCUGCAGAACCGCCUGCUUUGUCAGGUCGAAGUCAGAGCAAGAAGAGCGGGGCCAGUGGGGCCUCACCAAUCCAGAAACGGAAGAAAGCGGACUCUCUCCCCGGUCUAAGUAGCACCGCUGGGUCCCUCCCAAAUCGUACCGAGGGCAAAACAGCAAAACCCACCAAGCUGGCGUCUAAAUCGGCCGCCUCAGCCAAAGCUGGGUGUAGCAACGUGACAGACUCCUCCUCCUCUGCCUCCACCUCUUCCUCUUCCUCCACAACAGGCACCAACAGUGCCACUACGCAGGGUGCCCGAGUCAAACAGGGAAAAGAUCAGACCAAGGCACGACGCUCUCGCUCAGCCUCAAGUCCCUCCCCACGUCGCAGUACCCGUGACAAGGAGCAGGCAAAAACUACCAGCUCUUCAAAAUUUGAGUGGGCAGCACGCUUCAACCCCAAAGUCAAUCUGCCAAAACCCAAACUGUCCUUACCUGGAUCCUCCAAAACUGAGACAUCCAAGCCUGGGCCGUCAGGAUUACAAGCUAAACUAGCAAGUUUGAGGAAAUCCACUAAGAAGCGCAGCGAGUCUCCUCCAGCAGAGCUCCCCAGCUUUCGGCGGAGCACACGCCAGAAGACCACGGGCUCCUGUGCCAGCACCAGUCGGCGGGGCUCAGGCCUGGGCAAGCGCGGGGCAGCCGACGCUCGCCGACAGGAGAAAAUGGCCGACUCUGACAACAACCAGGAUGGGGCCAACUCAUCUGCCGCUCGCACUGAUGAGGCAUCACAAGGAGCUUCAGCUUCAAGCUCAGUUGCUGGAGCAGUGGGCAUGACCACCUCUGGAGAGAGUGAGUCUGAUGACUCUGAAAUGGGAAGACUUCAAGCCUUACUGGAGGCCAGGGGUCUCCCCCCACAUCUUUUUGGGCCCCUAGGACCCCGCAUGUCGCAGCUGUUCCACAGGACCAUUGGAAGUGGAGCCAGCUCCAAGGCUCAGCAGCUGCUGCAGGGUCUGCAGGCCACAGGCGACGAGUCUCAGCAACUCCAAGCUGCCAUUGAGAUGUGCCAGCUGCUGGUGAUGGGCAACGAGGAAACACUCGGGGGAUUCCCUGUGAAGAGUGUGGUGCCUGCUUUGAUUACACUGUUACAAAUGGAGCAUAAUUUUGAUAUUAUGAAUCAUGCCUCUCGGGCUCUCACAUAUAUGAUGGAGGCGCUUCCUCGAUCCUCUGCUGUGGUGGUCGAUGCUAUUCCUGUCUUCCUGGAGAAGCUUCAGGUGAUCCAGUUCAUUGACGUAGCAGAGCAGGCCCUGACUGCCCUUGAGAUGCUGUCAAGGCGACACAGCAAAGCCAUUUUGCAGGCUGGUGGGCUCGCCGACUGCCUCCUCUAUCUAGAGUUCUUCAGCAUCAAUGCUCAGAGGAAUGCCUUGGCCAUUGCAGCCAACUGCUGCCAGAGCAUAACUCCAGACGAGUUCCACUUUGUUGCUGAUUCUCUGCCACUGUUGACUCAGAGACUCACACAUCAGGAUAAAAAAUCUGUUGAAAGCACUUGUCUCUGUUUCGCCCGACUGGUGGACAACUUUCAACAUGAAGAGAAUCUGCUGCAGGAGGUUGCAUCACGGGACCUGUUGACCAACAUUCAGCAGCUGCUUGUAGUAACUCCUCCUGUUCUCAGCUCGGGGAUGUUUAUCAUGGUUGUGCGCAUGUUUUCUCUUAUGUGCUCUAACUGCCCCUGCCUGGCAGUCCAGCUUAUGAAGCAGAAUAUAGCAGAAACUCUGCGGUUCCUCCUGUGUGGUGCAUCAAAUGGAAGUUGCCAGGAGCAGAUUGAUCUGGUACCCCGCAGCCCCCAGGAGCUCUAUGAACUCACCUCUCUCAUAUGUGAGCUGAUGCCCUGCCUGCCCAGAGAGGGCAUCUUUGCAGUUGACGUGAUGCUGAAGAAGGGCAGUGCCCAGACGACAGAGGGAGCGAUCUGGCAGUGGAGGGAUGACCGCGGACUGUGGCAUCCUUACAACCGCAUCGACAGCCGAAUUAUUGAGACAGCCCACCAGAAUGGGGAGGAUGAGAUUAGUUUGUCAACCCUUGGCCGUGUGUACACAAUUGACUUCAACUCUAUGCAGCAGAUCAAUGAAGACACAGGAACAGCACGCGGUAUCCAGAGGAAACCAAAUCCUCUUGCCAACCCCAAUCCAGGGAGUCACCAAGAGGUUCGUCGAGAAGAUGCACGAGCCCAGUUGAUGAAGGAGGACCCCGAGCUGGCAAAGUGCUUUAUCAAAACUCUCUUUGGGGUCUUGUAUGAGGUGUACAGCUCAUCCGCCGGCCCUGCUGUCAGACACAAGUGCCUUAGAGCCAUCCUCAGGAUCAUCUACUUUGCUGACGCAGAGCUGCUGAAGGAUGUACUGAGGAAUCAUGCUGUGUCGAGUCACAUUGCCUCCAUGCUAUCCAGCCAGGACCUGAAGAUUGUAGUGGGUUCUCUACAGAUGGCUGAGAUCCUUAUGCAGAAGCUGCCGGAUGUCUUCAGUGUCUAUUUCAGAAGAGAAGGUGUGAUGCACCAGGUGAAGAACCUCUCUGAGGCUGAGAGCUUUCUGGUCACUAGUCCCCCAAAGGCUUGCCCUAGUGGUACAGCCAGUCUUUGCACCACCACCAUCAGCACUGCAUCCACCACAUCUGCUAAUAAUGCAACUCCUGAUCUGGGCUCACCUAGCUUCCAGCACAGCAUGGAUGACUCCCUGGACCUCAGCCCACAGGGGCGGUUGAGUGAUGUCCUAAAGAGGAAGCGGCUACCUAAAAGAGGGCCCAGAAGGCCCAAAUACUCUCCCCCAAGAGAUGAUGAUAAAGGAGACAAUCAGGCCAAGAGCCCUACCAGUACCCAGUCACCAAAAUCUUCCUUCUUGGCCAGUCUUAAUCCCAAAACUUGGGGCAAACUGGGUGCCCAGACAAACAACGCCAACUCAGAACCCUCACGCACAGCCGGGGUGAGCGGCCUGGCGAGGGCACCUCCCAAGGACUCAAUAUCAAAUAACAGAGACAAAAUUAAGGCCUGGAUCAAAGAACAGGCAAGUAAGUUUGUGGAGCGCUACUUCAACUCUGAAACUGUGGAUGGAAGCAACCCUGCACUGAAUGUACUCCAGAGACUUUGCACAGCCACUGAGCAGCUGAACCUGCAGGUGGACGGUGGUAUGGAGUGCUUGGUGGAGAUCUCCAGUAUUGUAUCAGAAUCUGAUGUGUCGUCGUUUGAGAUACAGCACAGUGGGCUGGUCAAGCAGCUGCUGUUAUACCUGACGUCCCACAGCGACCGGGACUUGCUCAGCCGGGAUGUGCGGCUCAAGAGGUUCCUCCACGUGUUUGCUGGCUGUCCGGUUCCAGGAGUGGAGCCCGUGGGGCGUCUGGACCCAGCAGAGAAUGGACCUUACCUGGCACUGGUGCACAAAAUGAACAGCUGUCUCAGCCAAAUGGAGCAGUUUCCUGUCAAAGUGCAUGAUUUCCCCAGUGGUAAUGGCAAUGGCAGCAGGGGCUCUCAGGCACUGAAGUUCUUCAACACGCACCAGCUCAAGUGUCAGCUGCAGAGACACCCAGAUUGCACUAAUGUUAAACAGUGGAAAGGCGGCCCUGUGAAGAUAGACCCCCUGGCCCUCGUGCAAGCCAUCGAGAGAUAUCUUGUUGUCAGAGGGUACGGCCGAAUCCGAGAGGAGGAUGAAGACAGUGACGAUGAUGGUUCAGAUGAUGAAAUAGAUGAAUCACUGGCGGCACAGUUCUUGAAUUCUGGCAGUGUGCGUCACAGACUACAGUUCUACAUAGGUGACCACCUGCUACCGUACAACAUGACGGUAUACCAGGCUGUGCGGCAGUACAGCCUUCAGGCAGAAGAGGAAAGGGAGUCGACAGAUGAUGAGGCAAACCCACUUGGGCGAGCUGGCAUCUGGACCAAAACGCACACAAUUUGGUAUAAGCCUGUGAGAGAGGACGAAGAAGGCAGCAAAGACGCUGUGGGAGGAAAGAGGGGCAGAGCCCAGACCGCUCCCACCAAAACCUCACCUCGCAACGCCAAGAAGCAGGACGAGCUGUGGCAUGAUGGUGUGUGUCCCAGUGUCCUCAAUCCCUUAGAGACAUACCUCACUUCGGAGCCACCGGAGACUAUAACCUUUGAUGACCCCUCUUUGGAGGUCAACCUGCUGCUGAGAGUCAUGCACUCCAUCAGUAGAUACUGGUUCUACUUGUACGAAAAUGCUGUGUGUAAGGAAAUAAUCCCCAACAGUGAGUUUAUAAACAGUAAGCUGACAGCCAAAGCUAAUCGUCAGCUACAAGACCCGCUGGUCAUCAUGACAGGGAACAUUCCCACUUGGCUCAUUGAGCUUGGAAAGACCUGCCCCUUCUUCUUCCCCUUUGACACCCGGCAAAUGUUAUUUUAUGUAACUGCCUUUGAUCGCGACAGAGCCAUGCAACGCCUGUUGGACACAAACCCAGAGAUCAACCAAUCAGAUUCUCAGGACAGCAGAGUUGCACCACGUCUCGACAGGAAGAAGAGGACGAUAAACCGCGAUGAGCUGCUAAAACAGGCCGAGUCUGUUAUGCAAGACCUCGGCAGCUCCAGGGCAAUGUUGGAGAUUCAGUACGAGAACGAGGUGGGCACGGGUCUUGGCCCCACUCUUGAGUUUUACGCUCUGGUGUCUCAGGAGCUCCAGCGGGCCGACCUCGGCCUGUGGAGGGGUGAAGAGGUCACACUGGCCAACCCUAAAGGAAGCCAAGAGGCAACUAAGUACAUGUUCAGCUCCAGAGGACUGUUUGCUGUUCCCUUCGGCAGGACAACCAAACCAGCACACAUAGCCAAAAUCAAAAUGAAGUUCCGUUUCUUAGGAAAGCUUAUGGCCAAAGCCAUUAUGGACUUCAGACUGCUGGACCUGCCCCUGGGCCUACCAUUUUAUAAGUGGAUGCUACGGCAUGAGAUGUCUAUAAGCUCCCACGACCUGGUGAACAUUGACCCCGGUGUGGCCAAGUCCAUCCAGCACCUGGAAGACAUAAUCCGCCAGAAGAAGAGGCUGGAACAGGACCGAUCACAGGUGAAGCACAGCACAGGGGACAUCCAUGUUCCUGGGACGAGGGAAACUCUACAGCAGGCAUUAGAGAGCCUGAACAUGAACGGCUGCUCAGUGGAGGACCUGGGCUUGGACUUCACCCUCCCAGGAUUCCCAAACAUUGAGCUGAAAAAGGGCGGCAAAGACGUCCCAGUCACAAUCUACAACCUGGAGGAGUACCUCAGGCUGGUGGUCUACUGGACUCUGAAUGAAGGAGUAUCCAGACAGUUUGAGUCCUUUAGGGAAGGCUUCGAGUCAGUCUUCCCCCUGCAUCACCUGCAGUAUUUCUAUCCAGAGGAGCUGGAUCAGUUGCUGUGUGGCAGUAAAUCAGAGACGUGGGAUGUCAAGACGCUGAUGGAGUGCUGUCGACCGGACCACGGCUACACACAUGACAGCCGUGCCGUGCGGUUCCUGUUUGAGGUGUUGAGCAGCUUCGAUGCUGAGCAGCAGAGACUCUUCCUUCAGUUUGUCACAGGGAGCCCCAGACUGCCUGUUGGAGGUUUCCGGAGCCUCAAUCCCCCUCUGACUAUUGUGAGGAAGACCUUCGAGUCAACAGAGAACCCGGACGACUUUCUCCCCCUCAGUCAUGACCUGUGUUAACUACCUGAAGCUGCCUGACUACUCCAGCAUAGAGACCAUGCGAGAGAAACUGUUGAUUGCGGCCCGCGAGGGCCAGCAGUCCUUCCACCUUUCCUGAUCUCUCCACAUCUCACAUUAAAAUGCCUUCUACAGCGACUGAUGAAAUCAUGACUUCCUUCUUAGUUUUUUUGUAAUCACAUACAUUAAGGCUCAUGUACAGCCUUCUUGUUAGAGAAAGCAGCUUGCAGAAAAAUUAAGACUUUAAAUAUAUAUUUGCUGCCCCUGUCUCUCAAAAAAGUAUAAAAAAAUACAAAAAAUGGAAGGGUGUUCCAUGACUCACAGAACUUAAAAUAUUAAAAAAAAGAGAGUCAAACUUAUAUCAGUAGUUGAGUAAUGUUAAAAAAAGAUGAAAACAUCUGGGUGACAUUUUAAAUUGCAUUGCUAUGUGAUAUUUAAAAAAGGGACGUCUCCUCUCCAGAGUGGUGGACAGCGUCACUGGGUGUAGGGGAGGACUGGGCUGGGAGGGAGGGAGGGAGGGGGGUGGGGUCCAUCGAGCAAGCUAGGUUUACUUUAGCUCCAAAGAUCAUUUGUACAGACAAAUUUGCAGACUUUGCUCAUUCUACACAUUUGAUAGAAUAGCUCUUAGUUCUCAUGUCUCUGCCCCUCAGUUUGUCUGUUUGCAUUUUCUUCUGUAUUAUAUUGGCCCCAGUUUGUGUGUUGCAUUUUGGUUCGGCUUUUCUUCCCCCCUGUGUGUCUUUUUGCUUCAAGUUGUGGAAACGAGAGUUGCAGUUGGUUGAAUGCGGGUAGUGAUGAGCGCAUAUUAUCUUCUUUUCUUUUUUUUUUCCACCCCUCUACCCGAGUUGAGAUUGUGUUCUGGCCUCCUUUAUUCUAGAGAGCUUCAGCUCAAACGAAGAGUUGUAACCAAUGUGUUGAUCAGGUAAAUUUGUUUUGCUCUUCUUUUGAUAGAGUUUAGUGUCUUUCUGUUGGGCCCUACCUGAUGUGUAGGGUUAUCUUGGUAGACCAAGCUCUGAGCAACCCUCAACACAUAAUGUAGCUGGGCACAAAAUAUGGCUGGUCGCAUUUUAUCGUUUCAUGGCCAGAUAGCAUUUCAAGUUCAUUUAUGGAAUAAAGUUUAUAUGCAGUUUCACACCCUGUUUGAGGUGAGAAUGUCUGCUUUACUUUUUUUUUUUUUUUUUUUUAAUUUUCUAUAUUGUCUUUAUUUCUUGCUGUAGUUGAUUAUUAUUAUUUUUUCUUUGCACUGCUGGCUUGGAACAAACCGUGGUGUGCACCUGCAGUCUAAGGCCAGGGGAGGGCGCCACUGUAUGUUCUCCUGGCCCAAUCGUUCAUGUGCUGGUUUCUAAGAUCUGCAAUAAUUUACUGCAUCAGGUUCAUGUUUUUACCUGAACAUAAAUAAAGUAACUGUUUGACUCAU
Molecule: messenger RNA, 7790 nt
Organism: Labrus bergylta (ballan wrasse)
Lineage: Eukaryota; Metazoa; Chordata; Actinopteri; Labriformes; Labridae
Gene: trip12
Product: thyroid hormone receptor interactor 12
Biological process (GO): protein polyubiquitination; DNA damage response; proteasome-mediated ubiquitin-dependent protein catabolic process
Cellular component (GO): nuclear speck
Molecular function (GO): zinc ion binding; ubiquitin protein ligase activity
Source: RefSeq, a predicted model, not a curated record